AUGAAGCCCCGCAAAUUCAGGCGCUGCCAUUGUGGAGUGCAGCAAUGUGCCGAAACCUGCCUAUCCGUGGAUUUGGAAGAGGACUCCAGCUUGAGCAAUUCAGAGACCGGGGACGACCGCGAUAGCGAGUUCGAGUGCAUGGGCUGCUACCCGCUAGGAGCCGACGACGACCUCUCGCCCGUGGACGACGCCAAGGACGAGACCUGCAUCGACUGGCAGAAGGACACCCCCUGCCGCAGUGGUUUGCCGUUCUACCGGCUGCACUCGAACGCGAUGACGCCAGCCACAUGCUUCGAGUUCUGCCUGGGCGUGGGCCUGGACUUGUUUGGCCUCGUGGGCUCCGAGUGCCGCUGCGGCGCCACCCGCCUGAACCGCGGCGUCUGGGGCGUGGCGUCGGACGACGCAGACGGAGCUCCCCGGCCGCGGAAGGGGCUGGAGCUGCCGGCGCCGCUCAGCGGGUGCCUCACGGACGACGCGUGCCCCGUGCGCGUCUACCGCUGGCUGGGGCCCUUCGUGGCCGGCGGCUCCGUGCCCGAACACCUCCUGGAGCUGAACGUGGGGGACACCAUGUACGUGGACUCCGUGGUGGCCGGCCAGCGCAUCAGCAACACGCAGGAGGAGGACGGCACGCCUCCCCAAGAGCUCGCGCUGCGCCAAGCGGGGCAGAAGCGCCAGGACCCCAUGUGGACGCGGAACUGCGACGACGCGAGCGGGUGCCAGGCUGGUCGGCCCUGGAUUGAGCGCACGACUGUGGCCCCGGACGGCAUGGUGCCGCAGUGGCAGGAGUACGUGAUGGUGCGGUACAAGUUCGACACCGACGUGGACGACACGCGGAAAGAGGCCUUUCGUGCAGCAGCGGCCGACUGGCGCACGCACACCUGCAUCGCCGUGGUGGAGGACGACGCAGCUGCGUACCCCUACAUCCUCGUGGGGAUUUACGACACCGGCAGCUGUUGGGCGUAUUUGGGGCGGCCGAGCUCAUUUCACAAGAUCAACCUGGGCUGGUGCAAGACUCUGAGCCACAAGGGAAGCAUGGUCCACGAGAUUGGCCAUGGUUUGGGAGUGAACCACGAGCAGAAGCGCGCCGACGCCGCGCAAGAGUACCACGGCAAGGGCCCGCAUCUGCAGAUGUUUUGGGAGAACACUGGCACCUGGGCAUCCCAAUACACCCCGGCAGAAAAGUCCUACAUUGGCUCUGCGGAUGAUGGCGCGGGAGAUGUUCAGGUGGGCUAUGCUGCCUACGACUUUGAAAGCAUCAUGCACUACUACCGCCAGAGGAGCAGCAAUCGCACAAUCAAUAACGGCUACUACUUCAACACCGUUCCCGCAUCCGCUGUCAACCUCGUGGGAAAUCGCAAAGCUCUCUCCGAGGGCGACAUUAAACAGGCCUUGGAUACUUAUCGUUGCAGGCUUGUAGGUGGAACAACGACCACCACCACGACCACCACCACCACUACUACGACCACCACGACGACCACCCGUGCCCCACCUCCACCUGUAACUGGGCCCGUUCUGGAGAUUGGGGAGAUUUCGGUCACAGGCCAGGGCUGGCAGAGCUUCUCGCUGCGGAGCACCUUCGAGGCAGCGCCGGUGGUGCUGGUGGUGCCGUCCGGGCAGGGUGCGCCGGCCACGGUGAGGGUCCGGCAGGUGACGACGUCCGGCUUCGAGGCGUUGGUGGCGGUGCCCCCGGCCCAGACGGGCAGCCCAGGUGGGCACCCUGCCAUGACUGUGACCUACAUGGCGGUGGCGGCAGGCGCGCACCAGCUGCCAGAUGGCCGCAAGUUUGAGGCGGGGCGUGUGGACACCAUGGCGCGGCAGGUCGCCAGUGGCUGCCAAGGCGGUGGGAUCUCCAACUCCUGGACGAGCGUGCCCUUCUGGACCAGUUUCGGAUCCUCCCCCGCGUUUAUGGCCACCAUCCAGAGCGCCAACAACGAGAAGGGCAACGUCGACACCUCCUUUUCUUUCCCGUUUCUGGUGGCGGCGGCUAGCUCCGUGACGGGGUCCUCGGCCGACGUGGCGCUGGAGUCAGCAGAGACCUCCAUAGUGGGCUCGGUUACGCAGGUGGAGACCGUGGGAUACUUCGCCAUGGAGAUGGGCCAGAGCACACGCAAUGGAGGCGAUGGAGGCUGGCUGCGUCUGGCAAGCGUUGCUUCCUCCUCAGCCAUGGUCUUUUUCGAGGAAGACACAUACUGCGACACGGAACAAUCACAUACAGCAGAGACCGUGAGUCUCAUUGCGUGGUCGGGCCCUGUGGACCUGCCCCCUCUGUCCACCAGCUCCUCCGCCACCACCACUACUACCACGACCACGACCACGACCACAACCACCACCCCCACCACGACCACCACCACCACGACCACCACCACCACGACGACGACGACCACCACCACCACCACCGCCGCCCCCACCACCACCACCACCACCACCACCACCACCACCACCACCACCACCACCACCACCACCACCACCACCACCACCACCACCACCACGACCACCACCACAACCACAACCACAACCACUCUUGCGACAACGACGACGGGAACUGGGAGCACGACCAGCAGCAGUGCAGGCGACAUGAUAUUGGAAGUCGGGGAGAUCAGUGUAUCAGGCAUGGGUGGCUGGCAGAGCUUCUCCUUCCAGAACGCUUUCCAGGAGGCGCCGGUAGUGGUGGCGCUGACUCUCGGGCAAGGCGAGCCGGCGGACGUGCGGCUGCGGCAGAUCACCGGGACUGGCUUUGAGGCUCUGGUGGCGGUACCGGUGGGCCAAGGCGGCAAUUACUCUGCGCUGUCUGUGCCAUACCUGGCGGCCAAGGCCGGGGUCCACACUCUGCCGGACGGGCGCCGCUUCGAGGCGGGCCGGGUGGACACCGCGAAGCUUCAGAAGGGCACGGUCUGCGUGGGCGCGCCCGCAGCGGCCUGGGAGCCCGUGACGUUCUCCGCGGCCUUCAGCUCGGCGCCCGCCUUCGUGGCCAAGGUGCAGACGGCCCACAACGAGGCGGGGGCCGUGCCGACGCACUACUCCACGCCUUGGCUCACUGUGGCGGUCACCUCGCUGACAUCUGCCGACGUCAGCGUGGCCCUGGAAAUGGCUGAGACCUCGAAGGUGGGGGACAUUGCGCAGCCGGAGACUGUGGGCUACGUGGCCAUGGAGCCUGGCCAAGGAUCCUUCGCAAGCGGCGCCGGUCAGGUGAGCUAUAGCGCGCUCCUCACGGGCUUGGAGAUUAAGGGCUUCGACGACGGCUUCACUGAGGUGAGCUUGCAGGCGGACCUCGGAUCGACGCCCUUGGUGGUUGGGGGGCAGGCCUCGCGCAAGGGCAACAAUGGCGGCUGGCUUCGCAUGGCCGCGCGCUCCAGCACCACGGCCACCCUCUUCAUCGACGAAGACACCUACUGCGACUCCGAGCGCAAGCAUGUCUCUGAGCAGGUAGGGCUCCUGGCCUGGUCAGGGCCGCUGUCCAUUCCACCCCCGGCACCCACCACCACAACGACGACCUUGGCGCCAGCAGGCGUGGUCACUCUGGAGGUGCGCGAGGUCACCGUGAGCAACCAGUGGGUCAAUGUCGCCUUUACCUUGCCGUUCGCCGAGGUGCCGGUGGUGGUGAUGUCUCCUACCACUUCCAGCACCGGCAGCCAAGAUCCAGCAGCCAUUCGGAUUAAGGACAUCAGCGUCGACGGUUUCUCGGCCAUCAUCGCCAAGCCGCCCAACACGCCGACCACCCAGGAGACCAUGACCGUCACCUUCCUGGCCGUUUUGCCAGGUGGGCUUUGGCUGGAAGCCGGGCGUCAGAGCACGCGCAGGCUGAUGGCCACGAACUGCAAGCCAGAAGGCUUCACCACGAGCUGGCAGAAGGUGAGCUUCGGCCACGUCUUCGCGACAGAGCCCGCCUUGCUCACCAGCGUCCAGAGCCUCAACAACGAGGUGGGCCUGCCUUCCAGCUCGCAGCCCUGGUUCACGGUGGGUGUGAAUGGCAUCAAAGUGAACGAAGCCUGGGUGGCUUUGGACAUGGCGGAAACUUCCAGCUACGGCGGCUUGGAGGUGAGCCAGGACGAGGAAGUGGGCUGGGUGGCGCUUGAGCAGGGCACACAAAGCGUGCUGUCCUUGACCGGUGUCAGCAUCCAGCUCACGGCGCUGAAGUCCGAGCGCGUGGUGCGGGGCUGGGGCAACGGCGCGGUCACGGUGCCUCUGGGCACCGACUUUGGCGUGGUGCCGUUGGCGGUGGCAAGUCAGUCCAAGCGUUGGGGCAGCGACGGCGGCUGGGCGCGCCUGCUGGCGGUGACCCCGUCCUCCGUGGACGCCGUCAUCGACGAGGACGUGGCCUGCGACACAGAGCGCGGGCACACCUCCGAGGAGGUUAGCGUCCUGGCCGUGUCCGGCCCCUGCGUCCUGUGA
Messenger RNA from Effrenium voratum, 4389 nucleotides. The record is from the annotation of a GenBank genome assembly. NCBI's taxonomy places the organism in Eukaryota, Dinophyceae, Suessiales, Symbiodiniaceae.